Vanderwaltozyma polyspora DSM 70294 is the source of this 102-nucleotide messenger RNA. RefSeq lists its product as uncharacterized. Lineage: Eukaryota; Fungi; Ascomycota; Saccharomycetes; Saccharomycetales; Saccharomycetaceae. The record is from RefSeq and is a predicted model, not a curated record. Gene Ontology annotation, molecular function: mating pheromone activity. The transcript has a single exon. Bases 1 to 102 code for a protein of 33 amino acids.
AUGCAAUCAACUACUUACGCCGCUCAAAAGAACUCCUCUGAAAAGAAAGAUAACUACAUUGUUAAGGGCUGGUUCUGGGAUCCAGAAUGUGUUAUUGUUUAA